AUGCGAUUCCUCACAAGUCUUGUUCUCUUCUGCUCCGUGGCCCUCGGAGCCCCUCACCCAUCCCCCGACAUCGCCGCAGAGUUCGACCCUGAACAACCCUCAAAACGCGCUGCAAAUGAAGCCACGAGCACCGCAGCAGUCUUCAAAGUCGAAAAGCUCUACGCCGGAGGCCAAGCGCACUCGGAUUGGAACUACGGCUCUAACGUAACCCCCGGGGCCGCCUUUGCCGAGUGUUCCAUCGCUACCAACAGCGGGCCCAAGGUGCCCACGAUCGAGAAGACGGCGUGCAGAAACGCCACGUCCGUGAGCAAUGCCAUCAAGUGGAGCCUCGAGCCCACGGGCACCGGGAUGAUGCACUUCAACGUCUGGUGGCAAUUCACGGGCCACGGCCACCUGUACGGCGGGGUGCACAUGUACCAGUCGUGGUUCAAGGAGUGGACGCUGCAGGACGGGAGCAAAGUGCAGGAAUACGUGGGCCCGCGCGAAUUUACUCUCGAGACUACGAUGAGCUCAACUCAGCCAGGAGAGAAGAGAGGCAUGGAGGGAGUUCACAUGUGA
This is a messenger RNA of Colletotrichum spaethianum, 558 nucleotides long. RefSeq lists its product as uncharacterized. The transcript is spliced from 3 exons. NCBI's taxonomy places the organism in Eukaryota, Fungi, Ascomycota, Sordariomycetes, Glomerellales, Glomerellaceae. The coding region runs from base 1 to 558 and encodes 185 amino acids. The record is from RefSeq and is a predicted model, not a curated record.